UAUAUAGUGAACACAAUGCCAUAGCAAUGCCUUUCGCGAACCAGAAGAAGAGGGAGGUCGAUGAUUCAGGCAACUCAGUAGCGUCGCGUAGUAGCAUCUCAAGUCUCUAACUAGGUAACCAUCCUUCAUUUGUAUCUCCUAAAUCAACUGUAUUUUCUCUCAAUCAAAUCCAAUGCUUCGUUUAAUUUGCUCAAGGUUGCCCCAAAAACUAAAGCACAGACCUUCGAAAACUAGCCACGCAAACUUUUUCUCAACCUCCUAUCUGAAAUCUAUCUCAGGACCUUCUAAUUCCAAGGACCCACAAUCUCUGACAGUCUCCUUUCUCCAAGAUUCAUGUGGGUUUUCCUUGGAAUCAGCCAUUUCAUAUUCCAAGAAGCUCAACAUUGAGAACGUAAAGAAUCCCAAUUCAGUUCUUGACCUGUUGAAAAAUCACGGUUUGACGCAGACCCACAUCAGCAACUUAAUUAGAAUACGUCCAGUAUUUCUUUUGGCUGAUUUAGAAAAUACCCUUAUGCCCAACAUAAAAGUGUUUGAAUCCUUGGGGUUUUCUGGCUCUAGUCUCGCCAAAAUGCUUAGCAAACACCCAGCUGUGCUAGAAAGUGAUGCACACGCUGCUGUCGAGUUUUUUAGGGCACAUGGUUUUAGUGAUAAGCAAAUAACAACUUUGACGAUGAAUUGUCCCUCAUUGUAUACGUAUAAUGCUCAAAAGAUUUUUAAGCCAAAGUUGGAGUUUUUCAAGUCGUUAGGUUUUUCAGAUCUUGAAAUUACAAAGAUUUUAUCCGCAGAGCCGUUUGUUCUAACAAGGAGCCUCGAAAAAACAAUCAUUCCGUGUGUUCAAGAGCUUAGGCGGAUUCUUGGAACUGACGAGAAUGUCUUAAAGGUUAUAAAGGUAUACUGCCCAGUACUUAGAACAAACGUUGUACAUACGCUACAGCCCAACAUCGCUACUCUGAUAAGUCAUGGUGUUCCCCGGUCAUUUGUUUUGAAUUUCUUUUGUAGACCAUCGUCUCUGCUUAUCUGUGGCAAUCGGUUUAGUGAGAUUGUUGUUGAAGUUAUAAAAUUGGGUUUUGAUCCCAAUUCUCGGAAAUUUGUUCUCGCCAUCAUGUCCAUGGCACAAAAUACUAAAACAUUGUGGGAGCAGAAGGUGGAAGCUCUUAGGAGUUUUGGUUUGUCAGAGGUUGAGAUUUAUUCUGCAUUCAAGCGGCGACCCUUGUGUAUGAGUUGUUCGGAAAAGAAGAUCAAGAAAAUGAUGGAUUUCCUUGUGAACAAACUGAAGAUGAAGCCUUCUAUGAUCUCCAAUUGUCUGUAUCUUCUACAGCAUAGCUUGGAGAAGCGGAUUAUUCCGAGGUGUUCAGUUAUGCAAGUUUUGAUGUUGAAGGGGUUGAUCAAGGAGGAUAUUGGCUUCUUUGGUAUGGUCACAAUGGCCGAGAAGGAAUUCAUGGUGAGAUUUGUGAGCAAGUAUCAAAAUGAGGUUCCUGAUGUUGUUAGAGCGCACCAAGGGAAGAUAGAAUUUCAAGGGCUCCCCAUAGCCAUGGAGAUGUGAGUACUUUUGACAUAAUCAAAUGCGGCAUUGGCUAAAGAUCAUGAGUUCAGUUUUAGUUCAACUUGUUAUGGAGACAUCUCAGAAACUUGGUAUGUGCAGGAUGAUGCUUCCAUAUCGUGGAUAAAAAGGAAGCACUUUUUACCAGAAACUGCUCGGUUUUCAUGCCAAUGCACAUUUUUAUAUUGACUCUCUCAUAUUGACUGCCAGAGAAGAACACAAGCUAGCAGGGUUUUCUGAUUUUGCUGGUGUUGAAAUGUUUGAUUGUCCAGAUUUUGUGAUGGGCUGAAAUGUUAUGAACAAAAUGUUCAGGAUCCAUUGCCGUUCAUAGUCUCUAUCCAUUGUCUUUGUUUUUAA
Messenger RNA from Carya illinoinensis, 1897 nucleotides. Its product is annotated as transcription termination factor MTERF15, mitochondrial-like. The transcript is spliced from 2 exons. Gene Ontology annotation, molecular function: double-stranded DNA binding. Gene Ontology annotation, biological process: chloroplast organization; regulation of DNA-templated transcription. The record is from RefSeq and is a predicted model, not a curated record. Gene Ontology annotation, cellular component: chloroplast. NCBI's taxonomy places the organism in Eukaryota, Viridiplantae, Streptophyta, Magnoliopsida, Fagales, Juglandaceae. The coding region runs from base 173 to 1543 and encodes 456 amino acids.